AUGUUCGAGGCUUACCUACGCGCCAUCGGGCUUUGGUGGCUGCAUCUCACUAAUCGCCAGCCGAACCUGCCACCCUCUGUGGAUGAACUGCUCGCUGAACCUUCUUCCGUUCGCAGGCGCCACCCACGUCGCUAUCAUCCUUCGCUGCGAAACAAUAACUUCCCUGACACUGCGCUCGCUUCCUUAUAUCGACUCUACGAAUUCUACAUAAUAGACGACACAAUAUCCUUUCGCAAUGAGAUUGAAUGGUUUUGGCACCGUCACGAUUGGCAGGUCCAUGCAAUACCCGAUCCAUCAGAUACCGAUCCUUUGAGAUACGCACUACUCGGCGGCCUCACUGAGAUUCUGUGUCAGUCUUUCAAUCGGCUCAUAAAUCUGGGACUUCCACGGGAUUCCCCUCCCAUCGUGGAGGACUUCGCUGCUCUAGCCGCCCGUCCAAAAGUACUUGAAUGCCCGCCCGAGUGGUUGGCCAACAUACAGCCUCUGCCAGAACCAGUCUUUGUGCCAAAUGGCAAAGGCGAGAGGGUGGCAGCAGAGGAUAGCUCGCUCGUGUUUAGGAAAUGGAAUAUCUUUAUUGAACAUCCUCAUAGCUAUUUCGUUUGGGGGCUCCCAUCGGCGCAUCCCGUGAACGCAACUACACCUCUGACAUGUACCAAUUCCCUCCUUGAUUAA
Messenger RNA from Laccaria bicolor S238N-H82, 672 nucleotides. RefSeq lists its product as uncharacterized. Lineage: Eukaryota; Fungi; Basidiomycota; Agaricomycetes; Agaricales; Hydnangiaceae. The record is from RefSeq and is a predicted model, not a curated record. Bases 1 to 672 code for a protein of 223 amino acids. The transcript has 2 exons.